Molecule: messenger RNA, 1089 nt
Organism: Eimeria maxima
Lineage: Eukaryota; Apicomplexa; Conoidasida; Eucoccidiorida; Eimeriidae
Exons: 6
Coding region: 1-1089 (362 amino acids)
Biological process (GO): triglyceride biosynthetic process
Cellular component (GO): endoplasmic reticulum membrane
Molecular function (GO): diacylglycerol O-acyltransferase activity
Source: RefSeq, a predicted model, not a curated record
AUGGGAGAACCUGGGAAGAGUGAAAGGGCUCAAGUGGGGCGCAUCCUGACAUCCCGCCGUCGCCACGGUCACUUCAGUUUAGAGGAAAUCGGUCGAAGGAAAACAAGCAGCAGCCCAACUAACUCCGCAUGUACUUCCUUUCCAGGAGAAGACUUCUCCUUUUUAGAGCUGCGACUAAAACAUGUGGCUGCUGUAAAGAAACUCAGCCAGAAUUUGCGCCAUCCCCUGCACCGUUUCUGGCCCCUGAAGUACCCUGUGGUGAUAGAUGCCGAUUUUCUCCCGCUUUAUUUGCCCCGCCAUUGCGGUCCUCCGGCACAGACGACCCCAUCCGAGGUCUUCUCUUCUUCUGUUCCAGUUUUCUCUAACCUGCGCUACAGGGCCACAAAUGCUCCUGCAGACGGCAGCAACAGCUGCGUGGCCUGUGGCUGGGGAGAGAAAAACCGAGUGCUGCCUUGGAGGCACGUGCCAGGCAUACACCCCAAGGACGAGUUGACCGCAGUGAUGGCGACCGGGAAUUUUGGGGAUAUCUUGGGCCAUUUCCGCCUGACAGCGGCCUCCGUAGUUCGUUGGUGCUUAAUAUAUGGCCAACUGAUCUUCUUAUCCGAUGCAAUUCCAGCAGACAAAAAUUCAAUGAAGGCUAACCUCGAGAAAGGCUCUAGUCUUCUCGUCUCACCCGGCGGUAUUGCAGAAAUCUACGAAACGAAUUCUUCUGAGGAACGCCUCCACCUGCAAGACCGCCUUGGUGUUGUGCGGCUGGCGAUGCAAACGGGUGCCAAACUUGUUCCCGUCUACUGCUUUGGAAACAGCCAGGCUUUCCGCUUGCCUUGGGGCGUCCGCUUCUUGCAGCCGUUUGCAAGGCUCUUAAGGAUCGCAUUUGUUUCCUUCUAUGGCCGCUUUGGCCUCCCUGUGGCCUUUCGUGUGCCGAUGCUCUAUGCCGUUGGACGUCCCCUGCAAAUGCCUCAAGUUGACAAACCCACAUACGGGGAAAUUGCUGCUGCCCACAAAAUAUUCGUGGCAGAAGUUAGACGCAUUUUUGACACUUACAAAGGUCUCUAUGGCUGGGCCAACAAGCAGCUCGAGAUCCUCUAG